This is a messenger RNA of Pochonia chlamydosporia 170, 366 nucleotides long. RefSeq lists its product as hypothetical. The transcript has a single exon. The coding region runs from base 1 to 366 and encodes 121 amino acids. Lineage: Eukaryota; Fungi; Ascomycota; Sordariomycetes; Hypocreales; Clavicipitaceae. The record is from RefSeq and is a predicted model, not a curated record.
AUGGGUCGCCUUUGUGGCCUGCGGCUGCGUGGGUUAUUUAUUGAUGGCUGUGGCUGUAGCCUUUGGUCAUGGUUUGAUGAAAUACACCGCGAGUCGCAACUGUUGACAUGGAAUUUGGUGAAGUCAAACAGAUCUGGCCCGAAAGUAAGAAGCGGCCAGCCCAGCAAGCCCAAACCACCAAGGCUCCAGACACAGACCAGACUUGACCCAACACACAGUCGCAAUGCAGACUGGACUGGACCAGGUUCGUGGAGACCUCUCAAAGUACCUCUACCGCACCACCAUCAUCAGCUCGUCAUGCUCAGUACAGAGUACCUUGCUGCACAUCCACGACAUGGUGCUUUUUCUUGUACUCACCAUGUUUAG